Molecule: messenger RNA, 4510 nt
Organism: Diachasma alloeum
Lineage: Eukaryota; Metazoa; Arthropoda; Insecta; Hymenoptera; Braconidae
Exons: 7
Coding region: 477-4427 (1316 amino acids)
Molecular function (GO): protein binding
Source: RefSeq, a predicted model, not a curated record
CGGACUGUGGGAAAGAAGCACGGGUAGUGGUAAAGUGGUGUUGAAGUAGUAAAUGAGUAGUAUUCAUUUCGCAUAGUCCUCGUACGGGUGUUUUCAAUUAAUUUCGCCAUUAAAAUUCCCAUCGGGUGUCUCCCAACACACCCUCAAAAAAAAAUGACCCCAUAACGUGCGUGACUCCCAAUUACCGUGCAACCAUCUACAACAAUAAUAAAAUACAAUAAAUAAUAACAACAGUAAUGGAAAUAGGGAAGCAAUAGGGUAGUAGAGACAACUGGCCAGACGAGAACAAUGAGAUUGAUUGAAUAAUGGUCACGUCUCGAUAAUCAUUUUUCUUUCAUCAUCAGGAAUAAAAUUUAAUGAGGGGUGCAGAGGGUGGGGAUAUCAGGUUGUGCUCGAGGGGAGGCUGACACUGGUUACGACAGUGAAAUAAUUCCGGGUAACAGGGGGUACGUUAUAAAAAGGGCAAUAGGAUCACGAUGAGCGAGUGUGUUAACCCUAUUGACGAUUACUCGUCGACACUGACAACUACUGUUACAACAAAUACGUCUGUGACAAAGUCAGAUACGGACGGAACAAAGUCGGUUAAGACGUCCUUGGGUAAUUGUUGUAAUGAUAAUAAUGAUUUAUUGAUGAGUAAAUCAUUGAGAAGUGGUAGACACAAGUAUGUCAUCAUCGAUGGUAAAAGAAUACGGAGUGCGUUGGCUGGAAGGGCCAGGAAGGAGGGCAGAAGGGUCUGUUUUCCGGACAACGACAAGGAUCUCGUCACUGGUUACCUCGAGCCAGCCAAUCCCUGGGAGCAUGCUGAGGAUGUAAGCCGGGACAUAUUGCUAUCAUCAUACAAAGAAUCAUGUGAGCGUCAUUGCGCGGAACCUCUUAAAAAAGUCUUAGAUCAGCUCGAGGAGUUAGAUAUUUGUAACGGUCGGUGUGACGACUUCAGCCUGAAGGACGAGUCACUCGAGAAGAAACACUGCGAGCCACUGGAGGAGCUAUUCAAGAGGAUACAAUUUCGUAAAAUUGAUCUUGAACAUUCGGGCCUCACUGAUGAGAGCGCUGAGACAUUGUUCGAUAUGAUUGAGUACUACGAGUCAGCUAAACACGUCAAUAUCUCGAGCAAUGGUAAUAUAGGUACGCGUGGCUGGCAGGCGUGUGGACAAAUGAUUAAGAAAACCCUGUGCCUUGAGCAGUUGGAUGCUAAGAGCAUUGUACUGACACAACAGCACAUGAAUAUUCUCAGGCGACCGCUGCAAUUGGUCUCGCACUUGCAAAUAUUGAAAGUUGAGAAUUGCGGCCUCGCCGGACGGGCUUUUGUUAUACUCGUUGCUGCGUUGAAAACUAAUACUGGACUGAAAGAAUUGUACUUGGCUGAUAAUAAUCUUACACAGGAUGAUGCGAUACAAAUGGGAUCGCUGCUGAGGAUCAAUAAUUGUCUGCAGCUGCUGGACAUCAGUAACAAUAAUAUUAAGGACGAGGGUGUUCACAAUAUUUUGGACGGCCUCGUAUCGCAGUCGGGUGAGAGUGGAAGCACUCGCGGGCUCAAGAUACUUAUACUGUGGAACAAUCAUCUGUCGAAAAUUUGUUCUGAGUACUUCGCUGAAACGAUUGCACAAUCGAAAAGCCUCGAGACCCUCAAUAUUGGCCACAAUGGGUUGAGCGAUGAUUUUCUGGAUAUCUGCAAGGACGCUUUAAAGCAUAACACAGUAUUACUUCAACUUGGGGUUCAGGCUACUGGUCUGAUGAACAAAGGGAUUAUGGCGCUGGCUGAGGUCGUGGGGAAAAAUGAGAGCCUACAGAGGAUAGACCUCAGGGACAAUCACAUUCAGCUUACAGGCUUGACAUUCCUGUGCUUGGCUAUGAAGAGAAAUGUUACUAUCACGCAAAUUGAUCUGGAUGACACGACCUGGAGCAAAGCGCCAUCGAUGAUGGAGACCUACCUGGCAAUAGUCUCCGAAAUCCGGGGUUACUGCACUCGUAACGACGAGCCCAUCUCCACAGACUCAAGUACAGAGGAAUCAGGUAGUCCCCAACACCGUAGUCGUCUGUCAAGCGUUAACUCCCGUAAAAUAUCGUUGACAUGUCAGACACUGCCACGUUCACCCACAGUCAUAACUGGUACCGGUGAUACGAACAUUAGAACACCAAUGCUCGAGCCAAAACGUACAACUGGUGGUCGUCUGCGUUCCCCAGCACCAUCACCAAUUCCCUCGCCGGUUGCCAGCCCAAUCCCCAGUCCCUCGCGAAGUCGUUUCGUCGUAUCACGCGUCUCCGAGGCAUCACUAAGCUCCACUAACUCCUCAGCCUCAUCAUCACCGAUAACACCCCCAUCCUUAGCCUCAUCACCGACGUGUUUUUUUCCGGCAACAAGUAGUGGCUCGUCCUCGCGCUUCCGCGUUACAGUCGUUGAGUCCAACGUGCCACCGAGUCCAACGAUUAAAAACGUCGUAUCAACGAGUGCCAAUGUAACAAUUGGCUUUAAUUACCGGGUAGACAUGCCCGACCGAGUCGAUUCCGACGACUCCGACAGUGUCUUCAGAUCCGAGGAGGAGGACUCGAGACGUGGAAGUGAAUCGAGCGUCGAUGCCGACUCGGAAGAGAGAAUCAGAACCCCGGAUUCUGGUACUGUCUUCGACGUCGACACCACCAUCACCACCUCCACGCAAUUCCUCUCCAUCUCAAACUCCUCAGACGAGGAGCCACCAAAACCCGAUGAUCUCGUGUCUAAACACAAUUUACCAGUUAUUGCCAGCCCAGAUGAUUCGCCUACAGCUCCCCCCGAUGAUCCCCAGGAGUCGAGUGUAAAUAAAACUUUAACUCAAGCAUUAGAACCUCUGGUGUCGCACAGUAGAGAACCAGAUGAACCAAAGAUAACUGAUGUACCUAAACAAUCGAGCUUGGAGAGACUACUCGGCCUCUUCCAGAACCCUGGAACACUGUUCACUGGUGCAUUCGCGGAGAGAGCGGAGGUGCCGAUGAAGAAUUCCCUUCAGGGCAGUGUCAACAGUAUGAUGGCCCUUGGGGACAAGUUCCAUCAGUACCUGAGGGACAGCACGCGUCAGCCCCUGCAGAGGUCCGUCUCGGACGCCUCGAAGUCAGUCACUCCGAAGAGCGAUCCUGUCAAGUCACUGAGUAUCGAUCAACUGCUGAGUGCCGAGUCGAUGAGUCAUUGUGUCAAGCCGCAGGAGUCUGUUGACGAGACUCAGGAGGUCGCGAGAAGGCUGUCGGGGGUUCAGGAGGACGACAACGAGCUCGAUAAUCCUAGAGUAGGUGCGUCCCCUCCGGGCGAUGAUGCACAACACUUGAUAGAUCAUUCGAUCGAUUUAGUAGAUUAUGGUAACGGCGAUACUAGCGUACCUGUGGUGUACAAAUCGGAAUACUCGAUUAUGAUAGGCGAUUGUGAGGGUGUCAUUGGGGAUAGUGUGAGUGGUGGGCUCCAAACAAUAUGUGAUAAUGGCACGGAUGACAGUAUUAACAGUUGUAUAUUAAGAGACACUAUCGUAUUUCCAAUUGGUGGCGGGGGGAGGGAUCCAACACUUGCGGACGAUGUACAUAAUUUAGGGGGUGGUGAGGACAAUGAAUGCAAAGAUACUAGUGAUUGUAAGUUAAUUGGGGAGGGGGUCAGCAAGGAUGACGGGGAAUGCGAAAGUUUACCGGUUAAGGAUUGUUUUAAUGAUAAUUUUAAUGAGAAUGGGAGUGGGAAUGGGAGGUCUGCGGAGGAGGAUGUCGAGGAUGUACUGGCGUCCAUUCUCAGUGGGGUAAUGCUGCUGGUGGACGACAGUGCCAAUUUGGCCACUGUGACGGUUUGUCCAGAUCACAGUCGUAAAACAGAUGUUUUGAGUACAAGUAUCGAGGAUAGUGUUUGUGAGGGUAAUAUUGUAUUGAAAGUAUCGAAUGUUGUGCCGACUCUUGCCGAUGAUUUGAUCAGUGACGGCGGCCAAAAUUUCGGGUCAAGAUCGUUGAGUUUUGUUGAAGAAUUGGAUAAUCCUCAGACAUCUAGGUCGCCCACCAAUUUAUUCAUCGAUAAGUCGAUAAAUGUUCAUAGGAACAGCCAAGACUCGGGGAUUGAGGAGGCCAAUGUAUCCGUAUCGGAUGACAAUUUGGAGACAUCGCCGCAGAUUAGAGACAGCUUUCAGGAGAGUCUUGACUCGGGUAUUGAUUCCGAAUGCUCAUCUGUGUGCACUAGAGUUGAGAAUGCACUGACUUUCAAGGAUUCUGAGGAUAAGUUUUACGACAUUCCAGAGAUCAAUGACCAAUCCCAGAGCAUCAGUCAAAGUAUUAUGAUAAAAGCCAGUGUUUUUGUUAAUAAUGGUGAGGAACACGAGGAAAUUAUACAGACUGAUACGCAGAUGAUUGGCGACACUGAUAUGACGAUCAUUGGAGCUAAAUUAAGCCAUGAGGAACAGAUGGUCAGCAGUAGCACGAGUGUCGAGUGAGGAAGAGGAAGAGGAAGAGGAAGUCGAGGUGAUGUAUAACGAGGAGCAAGGGGAAACAACAAAGCCCAAGGAAAUACAACUGC